ACGUAGAGCGUCUCCAGCUGUGGUCAAAUCCCAUAUAUUCAUUCAGGGAAACGGAAGGAAUGGCUCUAUAUUGGUCUUUGCUUCUUUUAAUGGGCCUCUGUUUGGUGGCCGCCUAUGAUGAUACCGAAGAGGAGCCCCAUUGUUUUCAUAUUAGCGAUGACAAGUGUCCCAAUAUCAACAUAACCUUCUGGAUAUACACGAAAAGUAAUCGAAAUGGUAUAAGAGCGAAAACAACGAAUUUAAACUUGCUUUUGCCCCAAAAGCCGUUGAAAGUUUUGAUUCAUGGCUUCCAUGGAAACCGUGAUUACACUCCAAAUGACCAGCUACGAUCCUUGCUAUUGGACCUCGACUACAACGUGAUUUCUGUGGACUACGCCAACCUGGCCAAGGAGCCGUGCUACUCCGAGGCGGUGAUCAAUGCCCCUCUUGUGGGUCGUUGCCUGGGCAGACUUCUGAGCACCCUGCUCUACCAUCGGAUAGUGAAGUAUGAGGAUCUUCAUCUCAUUGGCUUUGGGCUGGGGGCUCAUGUGGCCGGCUUUGCCAGCAAUGCUAUGAAAAAGCCGGUGAAUCACAUCACCGCCUUGGAUCCCGCAAAGCCAUUGUUUUUGGGCACGGAUCCUGCUAAGAAACUGGAUCCCAACGAUGCCAAAUUCGUCGAUGUCAUCCACACGGAUGUAAUGAUGCUGGGACUAUUGGAUGCGGUGGGCGAUGCCGAUUUUUACAUCAAUAUGGGCAUUAGCCAGCCCAAGUGUGGUCCCCAGAAUAAAAUGGAAACCCAUUACUGCUACCAUAAUCGCUCAGCGGUUUACUACGCCGAGUCAAUAAGCUCAUCUUCCCCCGGAUUCUAUGGCUAUCACUGCUCCAGCUUCAAGGAUUUCGUAUCGGGUGUGUGCGCCCCUAAAGAUAAUGUGGAGCUAAUGGGAUUCGGCGUCAGCGUUCAAAAUGCCAGGGGACGGUACUUUUUGGACACCAAUGAUGGGCCUCCUUAUGCCAUGGGCAAGAGCUUCAAUAAGCUAAGCCGCCAGGUGAUGGGACGCACCUUCGUAAACGAUGAACUUAUGAAUAAAAUGUUUGGCAUUGAAAAUAAGGAACAGAAAGUUGAAGCUUAAAAUUGUAACAUUUCUGAAUAAAUGAUUCAGAAAUAGAUAGAAUCUAUUCAUUUAAUAAAUUAUGAAAUGAAAAACGUGAA
Molecule: messenger RNA, 1189 nt
Organism: Drosophila ananassae
Lineage: Eukaryota; Metazoa; Arthropoda; Insecta; Diptera; Drosophilidae
Product: lipase member H-A
Exons: 5
Coding region: 60-1109 (349 amino acids)
Biological process (GO): lipid metabolic process
Molecular function (GO): lipase activity
Source: RefSeq, a predicted model, not a curated record